CGCGCCAUUUUAAGAAAGGAACGGCUCGUUCAGCUUGGCGAGACUACACGUUGUGUAUUGUGUGGACAGAAUUACAUGCAAAAUAUUGAAGAGAUUUAAGAAGUUCUAGCACAAAGAGUUCCUACUGACAGACGAAGAGGGGUUUUUGCGCUAAACUCGGAGGUUUCGUCGGAACCGAAUGAGAAGCUGAGGUGAACAAUGACUCAGUUUCUUCCCCCGAACCUGCUGGCAUUGUUUGCCCCGCGGGACCCGAUACCUUUCCUGCCUCAACUGGAGAAGCUUCCCCAUGAGAAACAUCACAACCAACCGUACUGCGGGAUUGCCCCUUUCAUCCGGCAUUUUGAGGACCCCAGAGAUGCUCCUCCACCCACAAGAGCAGAGACGCGGGAGGAGAGGUUGGAGAGAAAGAGAAGGGAGAAAAUGGAAAGGAGGCAAGUUGUGGUGGAAGCAGAACUAAAACAAUGGGACCCACACAAUGAUCCUAAUGCUCAAGGAGACGCGUUUAAGACUUUGUUUGUGGCUCGAAUUAAUUAUGACACCACGGAAUCCAAACUACGGCGUGAGUUUGAAGUUUAUGGUCCUAUCAAACGGAUCUAUAUUGUGUACAACAAGAAAACUGGAAAACCAAGAGGCUAUGCAUUCAUUGAAUACGAACACGAAAGAGACAUGCACUCUGCCUAUAAGCACGCAGAUGGCAAAAAGAUUGAUGGACGUAGAGUGCUUGUUGAUGUUGAAAGGGGACGAACGGUCAAGGGAUGGCGCCCCAGGAGACUUGGUGGAGGUCUUGGUGGUACAAGGCGAGGAGGGGCGGAUGUCAACAUCAAGCACUCUGGGAGAGAUGACACUUCCCGCUAUGAUGACCGGCCAAUUGGAAGUGACCGCGAUCGGGAUCGUGAACGCAGGGAUCGCAGCCGGGAAAGAGAGAGAGAAAGGGACCGUGGUGAGCGCCGCCGUUCUCGAUCCAGAGAGAGACGCAGACGCACCAGGUCUCGUGAGCGAGAAAGGGGCCUCGCGGCUCCAGGGGAGGAGGCAGGAGCUGGUGGCCGGCGCCGGGAAAGGGAAAGAGACCGAGUUGCUGCUGGAGACAGCCGAGAGAGGAGUAGAGACCGAGACAGAGAAAGAGACCGCAAGAGGAGAAGCAGGAGCAGGGAUAGAAAGAGAGACAGAGAGAGAGGGAAGGGUGCUGAUGGAGGAGAAGAAGGCAUGGGUGGGCUUGCUGAUGGCAUAAUGCCCGAAGGAGGUGAUAGAGGUAUGGAGGACCCCUUGGGUGGAGAGCCAGGAAGAGGGGAGGAAGGAGGGCCUGAAGGAGAGGAUAGAGGACGGGAUCGAGACAAAGACAGGGAGAGAGAUCGUGACAGGAAGCGUAGCCACAGAGAUAAAGAUAGAGACAGAGAUCGGGAAAGAAGGCGAGACAGGGAUAGAGAUCGCGAACACAAGCGUGACCGGGGCGAUCGUGACCGUGGGGAGCGCAGGGAAGACAGACAUGUGUCCUCCUCAGGAGAUCAGGAAGGUUUGGGUAACGGAGGUGAAGAGGGUGAAGAGCAGUUACCACCACAAUCAGAAGAAGGCUCACAGGAUGGGAUGAGGAUGAUGAUGAUGGAUCAGGAUUCCAUACAGUCAGGAGAGGGCUAUGCCUCCAAUGAGAAUGGAUACAGGAUGGAGGCCCAGGGUGAUGAAUACUGAACUUGCCGCCAUUGUGUGGAUGAUCCAUGGUCAUCCGGUUAUAAUGUUGAAUGGAUUCACAAAUAUCCUCAAUCAUUAUUUAAUGCCUCCACCCUUUGCUUGCACUAUGUCCACAGUGUGUAAGUAUUAUACUGUACAACCAACAGCUAUGAUGGAGAGAGCUUAGUGUCUCCCUGGUAAGAAGCAUCCUUUUGUUAAAAAUAAAGAUUAUGUAGUUUAACUGUGAUUUAUUAUUGUGGGGUUUUUUUUUUUUUUUUGCUUUUUUUGAGACCAGUUUUUAUUUGUGGGGCUUGCUUCACUUAACAACUAGCCUUUAUAAUACAUUUUGAAUUCCCUGUCCGACAUCAACUCCUUAUCAAGUGACUGCAUUGCUAGGAAGUGAUCUCUCUUGACUGAGGCACUGUGUUUUAUUACAGUGUACUUUUUAUUCAGUAAGGGUAACUGUCAGAUCAAAUGAUAUGGAUUGUUUAGUACCGUUAUGACCAUUUUCAUAGAUGUUCGUUGAUUACAAGAGUAUUUGCUUGAUGGUUUGAAGCGUUAUCUGUACAAUGUUCAUUUUUUUAUCUGCCCCUAUUUCUCUGUAACUUUAUUCUAUCUUUUGUCUUGUACAUUUUGUGUUAUUUGGUUCAAUAUGUGGAUCGUUUGCAAAUUGUACAUUGGCCCCUAAUUUUACUGAAAUAACAGGAAGCAAACAUUGACAAGUUUUUUUAAAUAGGAAUGUAUGCAUUGGGUUAAAAAAUCGCUCUUAUUAUAGUUUUUUUUUUUUUUUUUUAAGCGUCUCUGGUCUUAUUGGUUCUGCUUUUCAUUCUUGAAUAAACACUUUUUAUUGCCAAA
Puntigrus tetrazona (Sumatra barb) is the source of this 2517-nucleotide messenger RNA. It is a transcript of the gene snrnp70, whose product is annotated as small nuclear ribonucleoprotein 70 (U1). The transcript has 10 exons. Lineage: Eukaryota; Metazoa; Chordata; Actinopteri; Cypriniformes; Cyprinidae. Bases 199 to 1683 code for a protein of 494 amino acids. The record is from RefSeq and is a predicted model, not a curated record. Gene Ontology annotation, cellular component: U1 snRNP; precatalytic spliceosome; U2-type prespliceosome. Gene Ontology annotation, molecular function: U1 snRNA binding; mRNA binding. Gene Ontology annotation, biological process: mRNA splicing, via spliceosome.